AUGCUAUCUCGGCUCAAUUCUCCCAUCACCACAACAAUCCGCAACAAAGCGCGCGGAGUUAUUGUGCAAAGUUACGCCGCCGACGUGCUUCCCUACAAAGGAAAACCGGCAAACGCGAAAUCGAACCGUGUUCGUUUGGAAGCCGGUAAAACGUACAAUUGGUGUUCGUGUGGAUUGAGCAUUAGUCAACCGUUUUGCGACGGAACUCAUAAGAUCAACGGGUUGACCAAUGUGAAACCGGUGGCUUUUCAAGUGGAGAAAACUGGGGAUUAUUCGUUGUGCGACUGUAAACAGACUGCGACUCGACCAAUUUGUGAUGGAGCACAUAAAGAUGUAGGCGAUUUUGGGGAAAUUCUUGAUUUUGGGGGAAAAAUGGAAAAUUUUGAUGAAUUUUGAAAUGAAAUUCAUGAAAAAUCGAUAAUUUUGUCGUGUGAUAUGAAUUUUAUUCAAAAAUCGAUAAAUUUCCUUGAAACCUGAUAAUUUUGAGGCGAAUUUCAUGAAAAUUUGCAGAUUUUCAUGAAUUUCAGCGAAAAUUCUGAAAAUUUACAGUUUUUUACCUAGAAAUUGCAGAUUUUCAUGAAUUUCAGCCAAAAUUCUGAAAAUGCAUGGUUUUUUACCUAGAAAUAGCAGAUUUUCAUGAAUUUCAGCAAAAAUUUACGGUUUUCACCAAGAAACCACUGAAAAUGAAUAAUUUCUAGUUAAAAUGAUGAUUUUCAAAUUGCCACGUCAUGUGUUUACGUAAAAAUUUGAAUUUUCAAUGCCACGUGGAUUUAAAUCCAAAUUUUACACUGAAAAUUCAAAGAUUCCCUCAAAAAUUAAUUAAUUUUUCGAAUUCGGGUGAGCAAACGCGCUCCAAUGAUAAAAUAUCGAUUUUUCAUGAUUUUCGAGCGGAAAACAUGGGUUUUCACUCAAAAAUCGAUGAAAAAUGCGAAUUUUUGCUUAAAAUUAUUGAUUUUCCAGGUUUCAAAAGCUCCACGCGAUCUUCACGCCUCCCGCCAAGUCGCCUUCCACGAAUCGCCAGUCUACGAAGGUGUCGCCCACAAAUUGGGAUACAAACCCAAAAAUGGCGGUUUCCAAUAA
Molecule: messenger RNA, 1080 nt
Organism: Caenorhabditis angaria
Lineage: Eukaryota; Metazoa; Nematoda; Chromadorea; Rhabditida; Rhabditidae
Source: the annotation of a GenBank genome assembly